Messenger RNA from Scheffersomyces coipomensis, 753 nucleotides. Its product is annotated as SDR family oxidoreductase. The transcript has a single exon. Bases 1 to 753 code for a protein of 250 amino acids. The record is from RefSeq and is a predicted model, not a curated record. Lineage: Eukaryota; Fungi; Ascomycota; Pichiomycetes; Serinales; Debaryomycetaceae. Gene Ontology annotation, molecular function: oxidoreductase activity, acting on the CH-OH group of donors, NAD or NADP as acceptor.
AUGUCAGGACAAACUUACUUUAUUACCGGUGCCAAUCGUGGUAUCGGUUUCGAAAUUACGAAGUACUUACUCGCUUCCAACCCAGAGAAUAAGAUUAUCGCUACCGUUCGUGAUGUUUCAAAAGCAACUGCCUUAAAGGAAUUAAGCAAGAAUGUUAUCGUAUUCUCUCUUGAUUUAGGAAAUCAGCAAUCAAUUGAUGCUAUUCCUUCUGAAUUAGAAAAGAUUAAGGUUGAUACCAUUGAUGUCUUUGUUUCAAAUGCUGCUAUUGCUGAUUCUUACCUUACUGUUUUAGAUUGCUCAAAAGAAAAAUGGUUAGAACAUUAUGAAAUCAAUGCCUUAGCUCCAAUUUUAAUCUUUCAAAAGGUUUAUAAAGCUCUAACUAAAUCCACCACUAAGAAGGUUUUAUUCAUUUCAUCCGGAGGUGGAUCACUUACAGGCUAUUUUCCAGUCCCAAUGAGUGCUUAUGGUCAAUCUAAGGCUGCACUUAACUACUCAGUUAUUGAAUUAAGUGCUGAGUUGAAACCUGAAGGUUUCACCAUUGCUGCUAUUUCACCUGGUUUUGUUUCCACUGAUAUGGGUAAUUAUGGAUAUGAAAAAAUUAAUGCUAGUUCCCCUGCAGUAAUCGAAGCACUUAAAGAUUUUGUCAUAACUCCUGAACAAAGUGGUACUGCUGUUGGUAAAAUUAUUGAAACUUUAAGUGAAGAAGACCAUGGAAAAUUCCUUAAUUUUGAUCAUACCACUAUUCCUUAUUAG